Mesocricetus auratus (golden hamster) is the source of this 2402-nucleotide messenger RNA. It is a transcript of the gene Tmem267, whose product is annotated as transmembrane protein 267. NCBI's taxonomy places the organism in Eukaryota, Metazoa, Chordata, Mammalia, Rodentia, Cricetidae. The record is from RefSeq and is a predicted model, not a curated record. The coding region runs from base 197 to 847 and encodes 216 amino acids. The transcript has 3 exons.
GCCAGCAUCCCGGCGUCCGCAGGGACUCAGAGGACUUGGCCGCUCCGGCCGGCGCCUGCGUCUCUAUGGUGCGGCCGAGGGGCGGAGCGCUGUUGGCUCGCCCGCCGACUGCGAAGCGAGCUGGGAUACUGGGGAUGAAGACAAGAAGAAUAAACUGCUGGUUCCCGAUGGCUUUUACUAUAUACUGACACAGUUUAUGAUGGCGUCCAAAGUUGAAAAGACUCAUGCUUUACAACAGUGUUUUAGCACAGAAUCUCUCAUUUCCAGCCUUGGUUUGGGGAUCUUUUGCCUAGUAGCUGAUAGACUUCUCCGGUUUCCCAUAAUUCACCAAAAUGAUUGGCUUCGUGCCCUCUCAGAUAACAUAGUACACGGUGUGAUUGGCAUGUGGUCAUGGGCAGUCGUCAUUGGAAUCAAGAAGAAGGCUGACUUUGGAGAAGUUCUUUUAGCUGGGUUUUUAGCCUCUGUUAUUGAUAUCGACCAUUUUUUUCUCGCUCGAUCCCUAUCUUUAAAGGCCGCUUUGACCCUUCCGAGAAGACCUUUCCUCCACUGCUCCACCGUGAUCCCCGUCGCAGUUAUGAGUGUGAAGCUCGCCAUGCACCUGCUUAGGCUCAGAGACGCGUGGUGCUUCCUCCCGUGGAUGUUAUUCAUUUCCUGGGCUUCGCACCAUAUCCGAGACGGAAUUCGUCAUGGCCUGUGGAUAUGCCCAUUUGGAAAAACCUCUCCUUUGCCCUUCUGGCUUUAUGUGAUAACCACAUUAUCCUUACCACAUAUGUGUUCAUUCCUCAUGCAUUUAACAGGGACCAGACAGAUGAUGUCUUCAAAACACGGGAUGCGCAUUGAUGUCUGAGACAGAUGAACACGCGGCCCUAAGGAAAGGAAGUAGCUCACGUGACAGUAACGAAAGAGAGCGAUGUUCAAGUGAAAUUGGUUUUGUUGAGACAUGGCUUCUCUGUGCAGCUCUGGCUGUCCUAGAACUCCCUCUGUAGACCAGGCUGGCCUCAAACUCAGAGACCCACCUGCUUCUGCUGGGAUUAAAGGCCUACACCACCACCGCCCAGCCUGGAGUGAAAUUUUUAAAGCGCCGUUAGGUGUUUUAUUUAGUUUCUAUAAUUCUCGGGCCCUCUGGCUCGGAGGCAUGCUCAGUGCGAACUCUUCCCUCUCACAUGUCCAUCUAGUGCAGUGUUGGGUUUGCCCAUAUUUCAUGCUUUUUUACGUUGCUGUUGCUUUACCUGACUUUACUGGUUUUGUCACACUAACAUCUAUUGAAUUGUCUGGAAGUCUCUUUAAAACCAGUCAUUUCCUGAUUAAAAACCUCAAAAUUUAGAGUCACUGAUUUAUAGAAAACUCACAUUAUAUUUGGAUUCACAUUUUCCUGAGAUACCGAAACAGUGAUGUGGACAAAAUAACUAAGAUGAUGAUAAGAUGUGUGUUGAAGGCUAACAGUCAUUUCAUGUAUGUUAUGGCAAUAAUUUUAAAUGUUUUAUGGACAAUAAUUAUUGGCAAAACUCUACCUAAGAUGGCAGAAUUAGGUCUAAGUUACGAUUUCAGAAAUUAAUUUAGGAAGUAAUUAUUACCACAUAUUACUUAAAUUACAUUCACUAAAAUUUAUUGGGGAAGGGGCUAGUGUCUUUGCCCAGGAAUCUCUGAGUAGCAUUUUCACUAAUUGGAAAAACAUAACUGAAAGUUUAAAAAAUAUUUAUUAACAAAGAGCAUUGACAAAAUGAUAUCUAGGUCAUCACUAAAGUUAUCUAGAAACAGUACUGAACAAUGCUGUUGUUUCAGAUGCAGAUUCCUGAUGGCCUCUGACAUUGUAACAGUCAUAAGACUGUUACAAACUAGUCUAAAAGAUUGUGUGAAAUGAUUUUUUAAAAUCCUCUCUGUAGUGAGAACUAAAAGAUUGUCAAGAUAAAGUAGUUUUUUGAAAUCUUGCUUUUUCUUCUGGUCUUUCAGGUUUGAAUGUUGAAAUGAUUAACCUUUGUUAGAGAAGGAAGUGCAUUGCUGUAAAUACUACAUUUGCAGUUUGAUGUUACCAUGGUGUUAAUAUCCUAUCCCAGAGGCUUCUCUCUGUCUUUGUGGCAUAUAUGAUUCCUGUUUUCUUCAGAUUUGUGUUAAACUUGUGAUUUGUAAUGCUAGCGAUUGUGUGCCUUAUUCUCUGAGGAAAAGUGGACAACUGGGAACAUAGGAACAUGGGAACCAAGCUUCUGGGUUUACAGAGAGCUCGAUACAUUGUUAGAAAGGUUCUUGAUCUUUGGAAAGUAUUUUUCUUAUUGUUAAAUUAAACUCUUUGCAGUCUGUUACUUUAUAUGGCCUAGAUCUUAUAACCUAUUACCUUUCAAAAGCAACUGUCAAUUUGGUUGGUAUAUUAGUAAAUAUUAUAUAAGGAAUAAAUUUAAUUAAAUUUA